Messenger RNA from Durio zibethinus, 1112 nucleotides. Its product is annotated as transcription factor MYB87-like. NCBI's taxonomy places the organism in Eukaryota, Viridiplantae, Streptophyta, Magnoliopsida, Malvales, Malvaceae. The record is from RefSeq and is a predicted model, not a curated record.
AACUCUCUCUCUCUCAACUCAACCAACAUACACAUAAAAACAUGGGGAGAGCUCCUUGCUGUGACAAAGCUAACGUGAAGAAAGGCCCAUGGUCGCCGGAGGAAGAUGCGAAGCUUAAGGCUCAUAUAGAGGCAAACGGUACCGGUGGCAACUGGAUUGCCUUGCCUAAGAAGAUAGGGCUCAAGAGAUGUGGCAAGAGCUGUCGUCUUAGAUGGUUGAAUUAUCUUCGACCCAACAUCAAGCAUGGAGGGUUCUCAGAAGAAGAGGAUAACAUAAUCUGCAGUCUUUACAUAAGCAUUGGAAGCAGAUGGUCUAUAAUUGCAGCACAACUGCCUGGGAGAACUGACAAUGAUAUUAAGAACUAUUGGAACACGAGGCUUAAAAAGAAGCUCGUUGGUAAACAGCGAAAAGAGCAACAAGCUCGGAGAGCUAGCUGCCUCACCCUUAAGGAAGAGAUGAAGAGAGAAAGUGAGAAUUAUGUGAUUCCUGGAAUGGUGAGCCAACCCCCAUACUGGCCACAGCUACCAGCAGUCAUGCCCUUAACAAGCACAAGCCAAGAUUCUCACCUCAAGGAACAAGAAUCCCUCAGGAAUUUGCUUAUAAAACUAGGAGGAAGAUUCUCUGACGAUCAUCCACAAUCAAGCGCCAACACCACCAGCAACAAUCCCAUGAAUUUUGGAUACCCUCUUGGUGUUUCCUUUGUUCAAGAUCAGUUAUAUGAGAAUUCCAUGAACAUGCUUUCAUUUUUAUCUGCAUCUUCCAUUAGUCCCAUAAACAGUACUUGUUCUCAAGUGACAAACAGUACCCACUUUAAUGUUAACGAGGCUGCUGGUCCUAAUGAUAUGUUUCAAGGGAUUGAUGGUUUCCCAGCUGAGCUAAGUGAGCUAAUCUACAGUAACAAUAAACAGAUAUUGGAUGGAUUAGAGGGUUUUUAUGGAACGGACAACAUGGUCGAUGGCAGCAGUACUGGGACUAGUUCCGUUGAAAGUAGCAGCUGGGGAGAUAUAAAUUCACUAUGCUAUCCUCAAAUUGUCUCUGCAUUUGAAGCUUGCCAACAAAGCAUGCCACAAGUUUCUACCUUUGAUGAAUCAACCUAUUUCGGGCCACAUUAA